GGAACGGUAUGCCCACAGCGUUAGCUCUUGAAUUCCGUCCACCUCACUCUUCUCGCAGUUCCACUAGAAGUAUAUCAUAGCAGCACUUUCAGCUUUUUGAGCUGCUACAGGUCAUGGAAUCAAACCAUGAGCCAAAGCCUUCAAGGAGGCCAAGGGACCGUGAUCCCGCUCAGCCUACUGAUCUUGCAGAGCGUAUGAUCGCUUUCCAGAGAAGAAAUGCAGGUGCAACUCGUCCUCGCGAACGCCCAGAGCGAACGCCGUCAUCUCCAUCUGCUUCCCGUUUACAACCCCCGAAUCCACCUCUUCCUUCCCGCAGCUCUCCCGCAGCAGCAACAUCUCCACGUAAGACUCAUCCCGCACCCCAUGUCGUCGUCUCCCAUCCAGAGGCAGACCCAGAAGAUUUCUCACGACGACUCAAGAUAUCUACUUCACCUCGCCCCCACCAUCAUACAAAGCAGACCCAGCACGGCAAAUUAUUUAAUCCAAAUACAGAUCCCAUUCCCAUGAGACGCACAACUGAGCCUGAAUCAAUUUCCGACGCAACAAGUAGCUCCUCCCCGCCACGCAACACCCCCACUUCUCAUCAGAGGGACCCGCCAGCAAAUCGCCAAUUAUUCGACCACCGCAAAGAUGAUCCUGUAAGGUUUGCCGUCUCAGUUCUCGCUCGUCCAUCAUCAAACGGUGGCCGAGUUCCACCUACCCCCAAAUCUUCAGGAGACUAUGUUUCCGCAUCAUCAACUUCUUCCUACGCCCAUUCGAUGUCUUCUAGUUUCACCCUUUCUUCUGGCACGACCGACAAUUCUUCCGCAUCGUCGGCAUUAUUUGAUAGCAAACCUCGCGAGGAUCCUAGUAAUAAUGCAUUCGCAGUUCAACUCAAAAGGCUGUACCGCAGUAUAUCUACACUCGAAACCAAGAUCCUCAAUGAAGACCCUGAAGACAUCGUGGAUGAAGGUCGCGUCGUUCUCCAAGGACGAGGGCGUGAAGUUAGCGAUGAAGACCUCCAGCAGCAAAAAUGGACGAAAUUGAUCUCAGACCAUAAACGACUCGCUGAGAUGAUGCAUAAUCUGAUGGAGAUCUCCCUCGCCCCGAGCGUUCCGGCUUCCCUUCGCGUUAUUCCGAGCAAGUACAAUAUCAUCAUCCGCCUCUGGACACACGCAUUCCACAAACUCCUCGAGGCCUUGAGACGUGCCUCGUUUUCCUCGCCCCUAGCUCUUGAACACCUUCAAGAUUUCAUAUAUUAUGCCUACACCUUCUACACCGGGCUUCUUGAGGAGCCCACCCUGCGCUCGUUCCGAUCCGGCUGGCUCGAAGCUCUUGGCGAUCUUGCGCGCUAUCGUAUGGCCGUGGCCGCAAUGGUUACCAACAAUCAAUUGAAAGGUUCAGCACUAACCACAGAUGCUGUUUCUAAAGCGGCCGCAGCAUCCGCUGAUGGCGAACCUGUGACAGCCAAGAGCAAGUCGCAGAUGAGCGUCAAAUCAUCUUCUGAUCGUCCCGCUGCGCGGGUUGACGACUCGCCGAGUCCGAGCAUUGGCGUUGUUGCCGCACGUAUGAUGGAUGUUGAGCCAGAGAAGGAACGCUGGCGAAGUAUUGCAAAGGAGUGGUACGCUCAAGGCCUUGCCGAUACCCCUGGUGCAGGCAAGUUGCACCACCAUCUCGGUUUGUUAAGUCGUGAGGUCGACAACGAGGAGCUACGCGCCGUCUAUCAUUUCGUCAAGAGUAUGACCACCCUUCACACAUUUUCAACCUCUCGGGAGUCCAUUCUUCCCAUCUGGUCAUCAACUGCACAGUCGCGGAGGUCGCAACCUGACGCCCGCGCACCAGAGCUCUUUGUUCUUUUACACGGCAUGUUGUUCACCAACAUCCAACUUGACGACUUCUCGCCGACUCUCGCUCGUUUCCUUGAGCGCAUCGAAAUCGAGGGAGCCGAGGAACGCGAGUGGAUCAUGAUGGCAGUCGUGAACAUCGGUGCCGUGCUCGAAUAUGGACGUCCGAGCGGCGUGCUGCGCAAGAUCGGCGGUGUAGGUGCUCGUGACACUGGCGCAAGCGGUCCGGCUGUAAAAGUUGUCAAGAAGUGUCAUGCUGUGCCCGCAUUCCAUGAAGAAGACAGUGAAGAGAAACGCAUGGACGUGGAUGACGAAGGCGAUCCACAGGCAUCUCCACUUCUAUCAGACGCACGUACGCCUGUGGAACUGCCGGUGUCAUUCAAACUAGCGAUGGAACUUGCGUUUUCGAUGCUGUCAUUCGUUCUCCGCAAUCCGACGCGGAAGGCCUCGCCUUUUGCACGUUCGACUCUGAAUCCUUAUCUCUCAGUCAUGCUCACCUUCUUGGCCACCGUCACAAAACAUGCGGAGACGCUUUCUGUAAUGGAGCGUUUGAUACCUUGGCAUGAUCUUGCCCAAUUUUUCGCUACCAUUCCCCGCGACAUCUUCACCGCGCAGGGAUUGGAUAUCCCAGCUGCUGGCAGCGAGCGGUGGGCGAUGCUGACAAGCGGUUGUGCCCCGCCUCUCUCCGAGGACUGGUGCCUCCGUGGGAUGGAGUGGAUCGGUCGAAAAGUCUUUGAGCGCGGAUACUGGAAGAGUGGAGAGGAGCGACGUGUGGAGGUGGAGAUUCUGGAUGUGGAAGAAGGCGGUCAGCUCACCGAUGGGAUCAUCGAAGAUGAAGAUGAUGAAGAUGAUGGUCACUCCCGUGGGGAGAGCUUGCGUGGGGAGACGAGUAAGAGAUGGAGUCGACUUGUGCGAUGUGCCGUUUCCUUGUCAACUGUUGUUGAUGGGUUCACCUGGGUGGAGGGCACGCGUGAGUGGAGGGUUGAGGGUGUACUUGAAGCGAAAGUGAUGCGAUGGCUUGAGGAAGAUCGACAUGAGCGCGAGGAAGAGGAGCGGAGGCGACGUGGUCGUCGUUGGACCGACGAUUCUAUGGAUGUCGAUGCUGAGGAUGAAGACGCUGAUGGAUUUUCAGAAGAGAGUGACGAUGACGAAAAUGAUUCUGAGGAAGUCAAGGCUCUCAAGGCACGCCGGAGGUACUUGCGGUCACUCCUCGUUUCAGGUCAACGCGCACCUGUUCACGUACCCAAACAACGGUCUCGCCCUGCCCGUCCCAGGAACAAUGUGUUGAUGCCAUCUCUGAACAUCGUGGCAGGAUAUACUAUUCUUGUACUGGAUACCAACAUUAUCCUAUCUUCCCUAUCGGCCGUCGCAUCCAUCAUUGAGAGUCUCCGAUGGACUGUCGUCCUGCCAGUCCCGGUUAUAAUGGAGCUCGACGGCCUCUCCUCGAAUCCAUCUAAGCUUGGCGAAGCUGCCCAAGAGGCCAUUGCAUAUAUCACUUCACACGUCCGCUCGCAUUCCACAUCCCUAAAAGUCCAAACCUCAAAAGGCAACUACCUAGCGUCGCUAAGCGUGCGGAUCGAGCAGGUUGAUCUCACUAAUGAAGACUCGUGGGAUCGCUGCAUGGAUGAUCUGAUUCUGAAAGCCGCGAUAUGGCAAGAUGAGCAUUGGGUGGACCGCUCAGCAUUGUUGAAGAAUGCUCCUGCUGUGCGAGAUGAUACUAAUGCCGUCAAGGUGGUGUUACUGUCCCUGGAUCGUCUCUUGCGUUUGAAGGCGCGUUCACGACAACUUGCAGCAGCUGGCGAGCAAGAUCUCGCUGCUAUACUAGCAUCUGGGACGUAAUGCAUGCUUGUGGGCUUCAUGAUAUCGAUGUCGCUUUCUAGCCUUUGAUGCGCCUUACACGCGGUAGGAUGUCUAUCAGUGGUGAUUGGGCCGGAGUUCCUCUUAGUAGGUCGCAUGUCCCGGAUCAAAUAGUGCCUUGGGUGGACCCUGCAUACUAUGGCACGCCGAGGAGUGUGUAGUAGGUGUUAGCACACAGUUAUUUUUUCAAAUUUAUCAUAUCAUCAUUUCUUGCACACAUACCCUCACUCUCAUUGCAUACAAUACCUUGUUCGCGUUCAUUAAAUUCAACUAUUAUCUGUUCUGUUUUAUUAUUGUUUUACUAGCAAUUUACUGGGAUGUC
Molecule: messenger RNA, 4002 nt
Organism: Suillus clintonianus
Lineage: Eukaryota; Fungi; Basidiomycota; Agaricomycetes; Boletales; Suillaceae
Exons: 6
Coding region: 114-3662 (1182 amino acids)
Biological process (GO): nuclear-transcribed mRNA catabolic process, nonsense-mediated decay
Cellular component (GO): telomerase holoenzyme complex
Molecular function (GO): protein binding; telomeric repeat DNA binding; telomerase RNA binding
Source: RefSeq, a predicted model, not a curated record